AUGAAAGUGUCGCAGCGGUUCGAGAUCCUGAUGCAGCAGCGUCGGCUCCAGCCCGAUGCUGCCAGCAUGACAGAUGGAGAUUUGUUGCAAUCCAUUGUGAGCAAGUUCAACAACUUCAAAGCCAACGCGGCUUUGAAAAAGUGGCAAGUGACGCCUGACCAACACUCCGCGAUCCUUGGAAUAGUAUGCGGUAUGACACAGGAGUCCAGACAGGACUAUUGUCAAGACCUAGAUGCUCUCGUGAUGGGACGACCAAACAACAUCACCGUCCAGAUGGUGGGCAUGUGGCAAGACCAUAUUGGCAAAUCAUUGAUGAAAAAAGCGGCCGGUGAACAUGGCAGUGCAGCUGAUCAAGAGACAGCAGUUACCUGUGCUAACUUGGCCCAUGACUAUCGUGAAGCUGUGGCAUUCAACUUGAAGAAGAAUAAGGUCAACAACAAGUUUGGUGAGGCUGACAUAACCAGAACUCACCACCUGGGCUAUUGCGACUUGUCGAAGAUGGGCCGUUUAACGGCAUUGAAUAUCGACCAAGUCUCCAGGUGGGCAAAAGGAGUUCUGGACAUGAAUCCAGACUUCAGCAACUUUGAGGCGAUUUUGGAUGGAUGCCUUUCCAGAGUUUCGACCCUGAAGGGUCAGGCCCUGAUCGUGCAUCACCAAAGCCUCUACGAUGCCCAGUUCGAGCGUGUGGUCUUGGAGUUGCAAAGCGAGUUGUCGGACAAUUGCCAUGUGUGCUUGUACGCGGAAACGGAGAACCCAACAAUCUUCCAGUACGCGGUGACUCAGGUGAAAGACAAAUUGCUUGAGGUGGUUUCGAAUCCCGAGACGGCUCCAGCCCCAUGUCCCAACAACAAUGCUGAGAACAUGGACUUGGGGGAGACAAGGGAUGAGAGCACAACAACAGUUGCUUCUUCUGGUGAAGCCCCUCCCUCAAUGACACCCGAUGAGUUCAAGCAGAAGUACCCAGAGGUGGGGGCCACGGUUUCCCUGAACCUGGGCGGGCACAAUGUGAUCUGCCACUACGUUGAUGGCAAGGCCUUCCUGACCAGUCCCAGCAAGAUCCUUUUGGCAGGAUUGGACAGCGCAAACCCACGACCACUCUUCUUAUACUCUGGCGGACAAUGGAUCAGCGAUUCCUCGAAGGCAAAGGACUUUCUGUCAAAGCCAGCAAACGAGAGCAAGGGGGUGGAAUUUCGAUUGGAAAGUGCUGAUUCUAUGGUGGUCCUGGAAGAGCCUGUCCAGGGUGGCAGCCCACAAGACACAUCCCCAAUGAUGCUCCACAAAUUGCUGAAGCUGUUGGAACAACGUGGAGUGGUGCAGUUCACGGUCACAGGGCACCAAUGUGAUCGCCCACCAGAAGUAAAGCGUGGCGAAGCAGCAGACCGCUUCGAGGUCAAGCAUGAAUCCUUCUCCGUGUACAAACCGAACAAUGUGAACUUGAAGCAGGUCAAAGCAGGAAGCCUUGCGGGCUUGAUUGGGACAAAGGCCCUAUCGAAAUCCCGCUGGGUCAAGAUGGUUUGGCGUACUUUGGUAAACUUUGGCUCAAGUUUUUGGAUGGAUAUAUAG
Molecule: messenger RNA, 1563 nt
Organism: Durusdinium trenchii
Lineage: Eukaryota; Dinophyceae; Suessiales; Symbiodiniaceae
Source: the annotation of a GenBank genome assembly